AACGCUUUUUUUCUUCCAUAUAAAAGAGUAAAGAAAUAGUUGAGUUCAUUGAGAGCCAAGCCAGCGUUUGUGUUGACUGCUCAGAGUCCACGAACUCGGGCUUUUCUUUAACAUCUCACUGCACGCUACAUCUCAGGGACAUUUCCGGUCAUCUAUAUCUGAGAGACAUCAGUCAUGGCUUACCACAGCUUUCUGCUGGAGCCCAUCAGCUGCCACGCCUGGAACAAGGAUCGCACUCAAAUUGCACUGUGCCCCAAUAACCAUGAUGUCCACAUCUAUAAAAAGGAGGGGAAUAGCUGGAACAAGAUCCAUGUGCUGAAGGAGCACAAUGGCCAAGUCACUGGUAUCGACUGGGCUCCGGAGAGCAACCGCAUCGUGACCUGUGGCACUGACCGUAACGCUUACGUGUGGACCAUUAAGGGUGAUGUGUGGAAGCCCACUCUGGUCAUCCUCAGGAUCAAUCGCGCCGCCCGCUGCGUUAAAUGGUCACCCAAGGAGAACAAGUUCGCUGUGGGGAGUGGCUCUCGUCUCAUCUCGGUCUGCUACUUUGAGCAGGACAAUGACUGGUGGGUUUGUAAACACAUUAAGAAGCCCAUUCGCUCUACUAUCCUGUGCCUGGACUGGCACCCUAACAACGUCUUGCUGGCUGCUGGAUCGUGUGAUUUCAAGUGCAGGAUUUUCUCAGCCUAUAUUAAAGAAGUGGAGGAGAAGCCGGCUCCAACUCCAUGGGGCUCCAAGAUGCCAUUCGGAGAGGUGAUGUUUGAGUCGUCCGGCACUGCGGGCUGGGUGCACGGGGUUUCCUUCUCCGAGAGUGGGAAUCGCGUGGCCUGGGCUAGUCACGAUAGCACGGUGGCUGUGGCUGAAGGAGGCAAGACUGCUGUAAUCGCCAGUCUGAGCUCAGAGACACUUCCCCUGCUUUGCGUGACCUUCAUCACUGAGAACAGCUUAGUGGCAGCAGGCCAUGACUGUUACCCUGCGCUGUUUGUCUACGAUGCUGCGAAAGGAGCUGUGACUUUCGGUGGAAAACUCGACGUUCCCAAGCAAAGUGCUCAGAAAGGUAUGACUGCCAGGGAGCGUUUCCAGAACCUGGACAAGAAAGCCACGUCAGACACCAAGGAGGCCGUGCUGGAGUCCCUGCACAAAAACAGCAUCAGUCAAAUCUCAGUGCUUGAUGGAGGGAAAGGGCAGUGCUCCAAAUUCUGCACCACUGGGAUGGAUGGAGGAAUGACUAUUUGGGAUGUCAAGACCCUCUCAUCUGCCAUGAAAGAUCUGAAGAUUGUCUAAAAGUGGACUUCAUGGCGUCCUGAAGAAAAACUGGAUCAUGAGUGCUGGUUUGAACUUAAAUAAAUAAAUAAAUAAAAAUCAUAUCAUGGAUAAUCAUCAAUUAUGUGAUAGUAUGGCAAGCAUUUAUUCUUCUGAAAGCAGAUGACCCAAGCCGCUGCGAUGCUGCAGUGCACUUCCAAACCACUGAUACAGUUUAUGACUCUUGGUACUGCUCACUUACUGAUUACUGUCUUAAAAAAUUCAAACUUUUAAUAAAAAUAUUCUGGAAUUGGGA
Molecule: messenger RNA, 1558 nt
Organism: Hemibagrus wyckioides
Lineage: Eukaryota; Metazoa; Chordata; Actinopteri; Siluriformes; Bagridae
Gene: arpc1b
Product: actin related protein 2/3 complex, subunit 1B
Exons: 10
Coding region: 175-1284 (369 amino acids)
Biological process (GO): Arp2/3 complex-mediated actin nucleation
Cellular component (GO): actin cytoskeleton; Arp2/3 protein complex
Molecular function (GO): actin filament binding
Source: RefSeq, a predicted model, not a curated record